Messenger RNA from Papaver somniferum (opium poppy), 1838 nucleotides. Its product is annotated as protein NRT1/ PTR FAMILY 5.4-like. Gene Ontology annotation, cellular component: membrane. Gene Ontology annotation, molecular function: dipeptide transmembrane transporter activity; tripeptide transmembrane transporter activity. The transcript has 4 exons. Gene Ontology annotation, biological process: dipeptide transport; transmembrane transport. The record is from RefSeq and is a predicted model, not a curated record. The coding region runs from base 102 to 1838 and encodes 578 amino acids. Lineage: Eukaryota; Viridiplantae; Streptophyta; Magnoliopsida; Ranunculales; Papaveraceae.
GUAGCUGGAAAUAGAAGAACUUGACAAAAACAAGUUUUCUCAUUUUUUGAUCAUUUAUUUCUGGAUUAAUUGGACAUUUUCAUCAUCCAGUCUACACAGAGAUGGUGAGUUCUACAAGAUACCCACUCUUGACGGAUAGUAAUGUUGAUGACCAGGAUGAUCCAAGCAUAAGAUUGAAGAUCUCUAAUGAUCAGUAUGAACAACCAGUUCAAGGCAGAAAGGGAGGAUGGAAAUCAGCUAUUCAUAUCAUCGGUGUUGAAGUUGCAGAGAGAUUUGCAUUUGCCGGAACAUCAGGAAACCUCAUUACUUACCUCACUGAUGUACUGGGUCAGUCUACGGCAAGGGCUGCCCAGAACGUCAACGUUUGGUCAGGUGUAGCGACUCUGCUUCCAUUGUUAGGAGCUAUCAUUGCUGAUUCUUACUUAGGCCGGUUUAAAACAAUUAUCAUCUCUUCUUUCAUCUAUGUCAUGGGACUAGUUAUGUUAACGCUUUCCGUAUCCACUUUGAUUCCACUAAAAUUUCAAUAUUGGGUGUUCUUCGUCUCGCUAUAUUUUGUUGCAAUAGGAGAGGGUGGACAUAAACCAUGUGUGCAAACAUUUGGUGCAGAACAAUUUGAUGAACGUAUUCCAGAGGAAAAGAAAGAAAAAAGUUCGUUUUUUAAUUGGUGGUACUUUGGAUUAUGUAGUGGAACUAUGGUCGGUAUGUUAGUUGUAUUUUACAUUCAAGAAAACGUAGGUUGGAUGAUUGGUUUUGGUCUUCCUGCACUUGCAAUGGCAGUUGCACUGGUUAUGUUUUUGAUAGGUUCAGGAUUCUAUCGUAGUCAUGUUCCUAAAGGAAGUCCAUUAGUUCGAAUUCUGCAAGUGUUUGUUGCAGCUUACCAUAAACGCCAUUUAUGUGUCUCAAAGGAUGGGGUUCUAUUGUAUGAGGAAGAAAACCGAGAUGAUGCUGGUUUAGCAUCCAAGGGAUGGAUCCUCCCUCCCACUAAUCAACUCAAGUGUUUGGACAAAGCUGCAAUCAAGGACAAAAUGGAUACGGCGAGCCACAUGAAAAAUGAUUGGAGGCUUUGCUCUGUUACCCAAGUAGAAGAAGUGAAGCUCCUUCGUUUAGUCCCCAUUUGGUUGAGUUGCUUGUCUUUCGCCAUAGUUCAGGCACAAGGAGGUACAUUUUUCACUAAGCAAGGAAGUUCAAUGGACAGAACGCUUGUUCACGACUUCCGCAUACCCUCAGCUUCUCUUCAAGUAAUAACCGGUUUGACAAUAAUCCCGGCAGUCGUGAUUUAUGAUAGAAUUCUAGUUCCAAUAGCAAGAAACUGGACAGGAACCCAAUCUGGAAUAACAAUGCUUCAAAGAAUUGGGAUCGGAAUAUUUUUUGCAGCACUUUCAAUGGGGGUAGCGGCGUUAGUAGAGGCGAGACGAGUUCAAGUUGCUAUGCAAUAUGGUCUAAUCGACCAACCCAAUAUAACAGUUCCUAUGAGUGUUUGUUGGUUACUGCCUCAAUAUGUGAUAGCAGGAUUCGCAGACGUAUUUACUAUUGUUGGCUUACAAGAAUUCUUUUAUGAUCAAAUGCCUGAUGAGAUGAAAAGUAUAGGAGCUGCAGUUUAUCUGAGUAUUAUGGGUGUCGGGAGUUUUUUAAGCAGCCUUAUCAUCUCAGUUGUAAAAUUUACGAGUUCAAAAAAUGGAGAUGAAUGGUUGCGGGACAAUCUUAAUAGGGCUCACCUUGAUAAUUAUUACUGGUUAUUAGUAGGAUUAUGUACUUUGGGGCUUGGUGUUCAUAUAGCCGUUUCUAGGUGUUACUCGUACAAGAAAACUGUUGUUGAUUCACUCACAAAUCAACUCUGA